AUGGGGGCCACAGCCAGCACCAUGAGUCUUUCCUGGCUGCCCCCUGAGAAACCCAACGGAAUCAUUCUGGAUUAUGAGAUUAAGUACCAUGAGAAGGUAGGCAACAAUGUAAGUCAACACUUCUUAUUUCCACAUUCUAUUUCACAAGUCUUAUUUUUGCGUAAAUAAUAUUGCCCCAUAGGAAAUAAUUCACCACAACAACAACAACAACAACAGUUUCUGACAAAGCCUCAAUCCUGUCCCUCUUUCCUUCCGUUGGUUCUUUCUUUCUUUCUUUCUUUCUUUCUUUCUUUCUUUCUUUCUUUCUUUCUUUCUUUCUUUCUUUCUUUCUUUCUUUCUUUCUUUCUUUCUUUCUUUCUUUCUUUCUUUCUUUCUUUCUUUCUUUCUUCCUUCCUUCCAAUAUCCUCAGACUUUUCUUUCUGUUCACCCCCUCCCCCCCACCCCUUCAUCCUUCUACGGGGGGUGGGGGGGGGGGAGAACAAAGUCUCUCAGUGUAUCUCUAUCUGUUAGUUGUUCUGUUGCUCUCCAGCUCCUAUUGCCUCGUUCUGCCACUCUUCGUCUGUUCCGCAAGAUGUUGGAUGCGGCACGCGCCACAAAGCGGGUUGGGGGAAGGCGUCCGAAUACAGAUGAUGAUGAUGAUGAUGAAUGAGGGGAUGUUGUUUGGUUUCUGAAGCAUUUCUGAAGCAUUUCUGAAGCAUUUCUAAACCGUCCUCUGUGCGUUUGGUUUGGCAGGACCAGGGAGAGGCCAUCGCCCACACCAUGACCGCCCAAAGGAGUUCUUCCCGCAUCGAGGGGCUGAAGGCCGGCAUGCCAUACGUGGUCCAGGUCCGGGCCCGCACGGUGGCCGGGUAUGGUCGCUACAGCACCCCCGCCGACUUCAGCACCAACCUGCAAAGUAUGUUUGAGUAAACUUUAUUGAUCCCCAGAGGGGACAUUGGGCUUUGUCACCAGCAUUAGAUACAGUGCAUUCGGAAAGUAUUCAGACCCCUUGACUUUUUUCACAUUUUGUUACGUUACAGCCUUAUUCUAAAAUUGAUUAAAUUAACUGUUUCCCUCAUCAAUCUACACACAUUACCCCAUAAUAACAAAGCAUAAACAGGUUUUUAGAAAUGUUUGCAAAUGUAUAUAAAAAAUGUAAAGGCACACUUCUGUCUAAAUAAGGUCCCACAGUUGACAGUGCAUGUCAGAGCAAAAACCAAGCCAUGAGGUCGAAGGAAUUGUCCGUAGAGCUCCGAGACAGGAUUGUGUCGAGGCACAGAUCUGGGGAAGGGUACCAAAACAUUUCUGCAGCAUUGAAGGUCCCCUAGAACACAGUGGCCUCCAUCAUUCUUAAAUGGAAGAAGUUUGGAACCACCAAGACUCUUCCUAGAGCUGGCUGCCCGGCCAAACUGAGCAAUCGGGGGAGAAGGACCUUGGUCAGCGAGGUGACUAAAAACCUGAUGGUCACUCUGACUGAGCUCCAGAGUUCCUCUGUGGAGAUGGGAGAACAACCAUCUCUGCAGCACUCCACCAAACAGGCCUUCAUGGUAGAGUGGCCAGAUGGAAGCCACUCCUCAGUAAAAGGCACAUGACAGCCCUCUUGGAGUUUGCCAAAAGGCACCUAAAGGACUCUCAGACCAUGAGAAACAAGAUUCUCUGGUCUGAUAAAACCAAGAUUGAACUCUUUGGCCUGAAUUCCAAGCGUCACGUCUGGAGGAAACAUGGCACCAUCCCUACGGUGAAGCAUGGUGGUGACAGCAUAAUGCUGUGGGGAUGUGUUUCAGCGGCAGGGACUGGGAGACUAGUCAGGAUCAAGGGAAAGAUGAACUGGGCAAAGUGCAGAGAGAUCCUUGAUGAAAACCUGCUCCAGAGUGCUCAGGACCUCAGACUGUGGCGAAGGUUCACCUUCCAACAGGACAACGACCCUAAAUACACAUCCAAGACAAUGCAGGAGUGGCUUCGGGACAAGUCUCUGAAUGUCCUUGAGUGGCCCAGCCAGAGCCUGGAAUUGAACCCGAUCGAACAUCUCUGGAGAUACCUGAUAAUAGCUGUGCAGCGACGCUCCCCAUCCAACCUGACAGAGCUUCAGAGGAUCUGCAGAGAAUGGGAGAAACUCCCCAAAUACAUGUGUGCCAAGAUUGUAGCGUCAUACCCAAGAAGACUCGAGGCUGUAAUCGCUGCCAAAGGUGCUUCAACAAAGUACUGAGUAAAGGGUCUGAAUACUUAUGUAAAUGUGAUAUUUCCGUUUAUUAUUUGUAAUAAAUGUGCAAAAGGAUUCUAAAAACGUGUUUUUGCUUUGUCAUUAUGGGGUAUUGUGUGUAGAUUGAUGAGGGAAAAAAUUAUUUUACCCUUUUUAUAAUAAGGCUGUAGCGUAACAAAACGUGGAAAAAAUCAAGGUGUCUGAACACUUUCCGAAUGCACUGCACAUACAGGGACGGAAUAGACGCGUGCUGUACAUCAGUAACACAUCUCUUGCGGUUCUGAUGAUGACUCACAACUCGGUUGGUGCGCUGUGCUUGCCACACUAGGUUGUGGGUUUACUUUGUGCAAAGGCAAAAUAUAGCCUAUUGGGUAAGUGUUCAUUGUAAAUCACUUUGGAUUAAAGGUGUUUACUAACUGACCAAUGGUACCUCACUAUCUACCUCCUCUUCCUAAUCCUGUUUAUUGAUUUAUUAUUAUUAUUAUUAUUAUUAUUAUUAUUAUUAUUAUUAUUAUUAUUAUUAUUUAUUAUUGACAUAAUAAACCUUUGGUGCCUGUCUGCCUGAUCAUUUAUGAAGCUACACUAUAUAUACAAAGUAUGUGGACACCCAUUCAAAUGAGUGGAUUUGGCUAUUUCAGUCACAGCCGUUGCUGACAGGUGUAUAAUAUUGAGCACACAGCCAUUCGAUCUCCAUAGAUAAAACACUGGCAGUAGAAUGGCCUUACUGAAGAGCUCAGUGACUUUCAACGUGGCACCGUCAUAAGUCAGUUUGUCAAAUGUAUGCCCUGCUAGAGCUGCCCCGGUCAACUGUAAGUGUUGUUAUUGUGAAGUGGAAAUGUCUAGGAGCAACAAUGGCUCAGCAGCGAAGUGGUAGGCCACACAAGCUCACAGAACAGGAUCGGUGAGUGAUGAAUCACGUAGCGUGUAAAAAUCGUCUGUCCUCGGUUGCAACACUUACUACCGAGUUCCAAACUGCCUCGGGAAGCAACGUCAGCACAAUAACUGUUAGUCGGUAGCUUCAUGAAAUGAGUUUCCAUGGCCGAGCAGCCGCACACAAGCCUAAGAUCACCAUGCGCAAUGCCAAGCAUUGGCUGGAGUGGUGUAAAGCUCGCAGCUGUUGGACUCUGGAGCAGUGGAAACGCGUUCUCUGGAGUGAUGAAUCACGCUUCACGAUCUGGCAGUCCAAUGGACUAAUCUGGGUUUGGCGGAUGCCAGGAUAAUGCUACCUGCCCCAAUGCAUAGUGCCAACUGUAAAGUUUGGUGGAGGAGGAAUAAUGGUCUGUGGCUGUUUUUCAUGGUUCGGGCUAGGCCCCUUAGUUCCAGUGAAGGGAAAUCUUAAUGCUACAGCAUACAAUGACAUUCUAGACGAUUCUGUGCUUUCAAGUUUGUGGCAACAGUUUGGGGAAGGCCCUUUCCUGUUUCAGCAUGACAAUGCCCCCGUGCACAAAGCGAGGUCCAUACAGAAAUGUAUUGUCGAGAUCGGUGUGGAAGAACUUGACUGGCCUGCACAGAGCCCUGACCUCAACCCCAUUGAACACCUUUGGGAUGAAUUGGAAAGCCAACUGUGAGCCAGGCCUAAUCGCCCAACAUCAGUGCCUGACCUCACUAAUGCUCUUGUGGCUGAAUGGAAGCAAGUCCCCGCAGCAAUGUUCCAACAUCUAGUGGAAAACCUUCCCAGAAGAGUGGAGGCUGUUAUAGCAGCAAACGGGGGACCAAAUCCAUAUUAAUGCCCAUAAUUUUGGAAUGAGAUAUUCGACGAGCAGGUGUCCACAUACUUUUGGUCAUGAAGUGUAUCUCCCUUUAUUUGACUAUCUUUCCAAUUUAUAUUAGAGCCAAUUAGCCUAGAGUACUAGAUUGUGAAUCUAACUGUUGAAGCUGACAAAACGUACACUGGGAAACUGCCAAAAUCCUUCCCAUACUCUUUGAUGCAAAGUGGUGAACACUGUCGUUACAUAAGCAUAUGGUUUCUAGGAGUAAGGGUAGGAAUGGUUUUCUAGAAGCGUAGGAAUGGUUUCUAGGAGUAAGUGUAGGAAUGGUAUCUAGGAGUAAGUGUAGGUUCUUUGGGUAACCCUCUCACACCAGCCUGACCUAUAACCUCUUGACCCCUAGGUGACCCCGAGAAGUCUCUUCAGGAGCAGCUGCCCCUCAUCGUGGGUUCGGCCACCGCCGGUCUAGUCUUCAUCAUAGCUGUCGUUGUCAUCGCCAUCGUCUGCCUCAGGUGAGAAUAAUUCGAUAAUAUCCAGUAAUAUUUAGUUUAUCAUUGAGACAACAUGGAAAUAGUAUCUACAUCUGACAUUGAAGCCACGUUCAUUUUCAUUUCUAGGAUUUACCCCCAUUGAUAAAAAUGAUCCCACAGCAGUUCACAAAGCUCAUGCAAUAGUACACAAUGAGGGCAUUCUUCAGUUUGUGUAUCAAUACUAGCAUACUUUUAAGUGAGAAAAUUGCAUAUUUCUCGCAAUUCCUGGUGUAUUUAUUUACAGAUUGAAACGAACUGGAAAUGUCAACUUUUGAAUGCGUUUACGUCCUGAAACCCACAGCAGACAGACAGGGACACUCAGGGACAGGGACACUCAGGGACAGGGACACUCAGGGACAGGGACACUCAGGGACAGGGACACUCAGGGACAGGGACACUCAGGACUGGCGUGCCACCUAUGGAGAUUAGCUCUAUAAAGUCCAAACACAUUUCCCUCCCAUAAACCUCGCUAGGCAAGCCCAGCCCAUUGGACACAGCAUGAGCGGCAGAUGCUAGGAGCUGAUUGGCCUGCCCUCAUGGUUGUGUCACCGCGAUUGGACGCAGGCUGACCCUACUGAAUCCCGUUGACUCUUAUUAACUCGUAGGAACUUCAACAUCCACUCAGUUCCUGUAAAAGCCUGGCUCGGCCUCACUGUGGUUGUUCAACUCUACAUAGCACUACUCAUCUUUUAAUGGGAGUCUACAUGUUGGUGAAGCGUGCGAGUUUGACACCCUUCCUUUUGGUGGCUGGUGCUCACCCAUCUCUCGCGGCAGUGGUGGAAGGGUUCGGUGUGAGCCGCCCGCUCUGAGGACUGGGCCCUCGUCACGCUGAAUGAUCUCCUUCCUACUCUCCUCCCUCAUCCCUCUCCUCCUCUCCUCCCUCUCAUUUGUCUGUCUGUGUCUUGGCUUAGCUCACUAGUGUCUGUCUCUGUGUCUUGGCUUAGCUCGCUAGUGUCUCUCUCUCUGUGUCUUAGCUUAGCUCGCUAGUGUCUCUCUCUGUGUCUUAGCUUAGCUCAUUAGUGUCUCUGUGUCUUGGCUUAGCUCGCUAGUGUCUCUCUCUCUGUGUCUUAGCUUAGCUCGCUAGUGUCUCUCUCUGUGUCUUAGCUUAGCUCGCUAGUGUCUCUCUCUGUGUCUUGGCUUAGCUCGCUAGUGUCUCUCUUUGUGUCUUAGCUUAGCUCGCUAGUGUCUCUCUCUGUGUCUUAGUUUAGCUCGCUAGCGUCACUCUCUGUCUUAGUUUAGCUCGCUAGUGUCUCUCCCUCGGUCUUAGCUUAGCUCACUAUCAUCUCUCUCUCUGUCUUAGUUUAGCUCACUAGUGUCUCUGUGUCUUAGCUUAGCUCACUAUCAUCUCUCUCUCUGUCUUAGCUUAGCUCACUAGCGUCUCUCUCUGUCGUAGCUUAGCUCACUAGUGUUUCUCUCUAUCUUAGCUUAGCUCACUAGCGUCUCUCUCUCUGUUUUAGUUUAGCUCACUAGCGUCUCUCUCUCUGUUUUAGUUUAGCUCACUAGCGUCUCUCUCUGUUUUAGUUUAGCUCACUAGCGUCUCUCUCUCUGUUGUAGUUUAGCUCACAAGCGUCUCUCUCUCUGUUUUAGUUUAGCUCGCUAGCGUCUAUCUCUCUGUUUUAGUUUAGCUCACUAGCGUCUCUCUCUCUCUGUUUUAGUUUAGCUCACUAGCUUCUCUCUCUCUGUUUUAGUUUAGCUCACUAGCAUCUCUCUCUCUCUCUGUUUUAGUUUAGCUCACUAGCAUCUCUCUCUCUGUUUUAGUUUAGCUCACUAGCAUCUCUCUCUCUGUUUUAGUUUAGCUCACUAGCAUUUCUCUCUCUGUUUUAGUUUAGCUCACUAGCGUCUCUCUCUCUGUUUUAGUUUAGCUCACUAGCAUUUAUCUCUCUGUUUUAGUUUAGCUCACUAGCAUUUCUCUCUCUGUUUUAGUUUAGCUCACUAGCAUUUAUCUCUCUGUUUUAGUUUAGCUCACUAGCAUUUCUCUCUCUGUUUUAGUUUAGCUCACUUGUGUCUGCCACGAGACAAGAAAAAAAGACAAGGGGAAAAAAAGGAAAACUCAGAGCCUCCUCGGCAUAUUCCGGAACCACAUUUGAAUUGGAAAUGAGAUGCAAAUCACCGCUGGGUAUUAUUGCCCCGAUUACUGGUUAGACAACAAAGGAACCACAUUAACAUGGAAUUUCAACCCCCCCCCCAUUAAUGGACUGAUACUGAAGAAAGAAGAGAAAGCAGAGGAUGAGGAAAGGAAAAGUGUGUUAGUCUGAACCAGUGUGCAGGAGGAUGUUUUAAGAUGGGUGUUGAGGGAGACAGCUGAGGCUGCCUUUGGGGGAGACUUUGUCCUUUACUUCUCGUGUUGGGCCAUUAUGUUUUCUCUCAGCUGUCAUUUCGUACAUACAAACAGAGUCCUACUUUUUCUACUCGAUAUGUUGUCUUAUUUUGUAGUUUUACUCAAAAUGCGGUAUUUGUUAGCUUCAAAUAUAAGGCUAAGUGAGCUUUAUCCUAGUGAGAUAUACAGUGUAAUUCUCAAUUUCUACUGACACAGCUAUACUGAAAUCUAUUUGAACUGACACAGCUGUACUGAAAUCUAUUUUAACUGACACAGCUAUACUGAAAUCUAUUUUAACUGACACAGCUAUAUUGAAAUCUAUUUUUACUGACACAGCUGUACUGAAAUCUAUUUUAACUGACACAGCUAUACUGAAAUCUAUUUUUACUGACACAGCUAUACUGAAAUCUAUUUUUACUGACACAGCUAUACUGAAAUCUAUUUUUAACUGACACAAGCUAUACUGAAACCCUCUCCACACUCUCCUGUUUCAUUAAAGUAUUGCUGUAUGCGGCACAUGACCGAAUUUGUGUUUUUACUCUGGUUUGCCCCACAGGAAGCAGAGGAAUGGGUCUGAGUCAGAGUACACAGAGAAACUGCAGCAGUACAGUAAGUCUCUACUGCCUGUCCUACAUUAUAAAGCUAUCCCAGGAUCCACAUUCUAACAGCCACCCUCUGAGCUAGACUUUGUCCCCAACAUCCAACAGUAUAUUCAUACACAACCGUGUCAACAAAUGUUUACAAAUAAUGUGUCCAAAGUCGGUGAUGUCAUAACUGGCUUUGCAAUAACAGGCACAUAUUACUCUGAAUGUCAGAAUUUGGUAGUGGCUGUGAAUCUCAUUGAAAUGGUGCCUCGACUGUUAAAUGUUCUAUUAAUCCGAUCCUUAUUCCACAUGAUGUUAUGUUACAGCCUUAUUCUAAAAUGGAUUAAAUACACAAUUGUUCUCAUCAAUCUACACACAAUACCCCAUAAUGACAAAGUGAAAACUGGUUUUUAGAAAUCUUUACAAAUGUAUAAAUAAAUAAAAACUGAAAAACCUUAUUGACAUAAGUAUUCAGACCCAUUGCUAUGAGACUCGAAAUUGAGCUCAGUUGCAUCCUGUUUCCAUUGAUCAUCCUUGAGAUGUUUCUACAACUUGAUUGGAGUCCACCUGUGGUAAAUUCAAUUGAUUGGACAUGAUUUCGAAAGGCAUACACCUGUCUAUAUAAGGUCCCAUGGUUGACAGUGCAUGUCAGAGCAAAAACCAAGCCAUGAGGUCGAUGGAAUUGUCCGUAGAGACAUGAUUGUGUUGAGACACAGAUCUGGGGAAGGGUUCCAAAAAAUGUCUGCAGCAUUGAAGGUCCCCUAGAACACAGUGGCCUCCAUCAUUUUUAAGUGGAAGACGUUGUUGUGAGUCGCUCUGGAUAAGAGCGUCUGCUAAAUGACGUAAAUGUGCCCUUGAGCAAGGCACUUAACCCUAAUUGCUCCUGUAAGUCGCUCUGGAUAAGAGCGUCUGCUAAAUGACUAAAAUGUAAAUGUAAAUGUUUGGAACCACAAAUACUCUUCCUAGAGCUGGCUGCUCAGCCAAACUGAGCAAUCGGGGGAGAAGGGACUUGGUCAGGGAGGUGACCAAGAACCCUAUGGUCACUCUGACUGAGCUCCAGAGUUCUGUGGAGAUGGGAGAACCUUCCAGAAGGACAACCAUCUCUGCAGCACUCCACCAAUCAGGCCUUUAUGGUAGAGCGGCCAGACGGAAUCCACUCCUCAGUAAAAGGCACAUGACAGCCCGCUUGGAGUUUGCCAAAAGACACCUAAACGACUCUCAGACCAUGAGAAACAAGAUUCUCUGGUCUGAAGAAACCGAGAUUAAACUCUUUGGCCUGAAUGCCAAGCGUCACAUCUGGAGGAAACCUGGCACCAUCCCUACGGUGAAGCAUGGUGGUGGCAGCAUCAUGCUGUGGGGAUGUUUUUCAGCGGCAGGAACUGGGAGACUAGUCAGGAUCGAGGGAAAGAUGAACGGAGCAAAAUACAGAGAGAUCCUUGAUGAAAACCUGCUCCAGAGCGCUCAGGACCUCAGACUGGGGCAAAGGUUCACCUUCCAACAGGACAACGACCCUAAGCACACAUCCAAGACAAUGCAGGAGUGGCUUUGGGACAAGCCUCUGAAUGUCCUUGAGUGGCCCAGCCAGAGCCCGGACUUGAACCCGAUCUAACAUCUCUGAGAGACCUGAAAAUAGCUGUGCAGUGAUUCUCCCCAACCAACUUAACAGAUCUUGAGAGGAUCUGCAGAGAGGAAAGGGAGAAACUCCCCAAAUACAGGUUUGCCAAGCUUGUAGCGUCAUACCCAAGAAGACUCGAGGCUGUAAUCGCUGCCAAAGGUGCUUAAACAAAGUACUGAGUAAAGGGUCUGAAUACUUACUAAUAACUUGUUUUUGCUUUGUCAUUAUGGGGCAUUGUGUGUAGAUUGAUGAGGGAAACAAUUUUUUCAAAUCCAUUUUAGAAUAAGGCUGUAAUGUAACAAAAUUUGGAAAAAGUAAAGGGGUCUGAAUACUUUCCGAAUUCACUGUAGAUAUUGUUUUCAAUGAUAACUGCUGCUUGACGGCCGUGAUUCAUGUGAUUAUUUCCGCUAUUGAAUCCCCUAUAGUCACGCCGGGAAUGAAGGUCUACAUCGACCCCUUUACCUACGAGGACCCCAACGAGGCCGUCCGAGAGUUCGCGAAGGAGAUCGACAUCUCCUGCGUGAAGAUCGAGGAGGUCAUCGGCGCAGGUAACCAACCAAAGCUCCUGAGCUACAGGGGGAAGACUGCUAGUCACCUCCAGGCCAUACCGUUAGAGGACUUCACGCCAAGCGGUACUUUCACUCAAUUCAUCAUCCCAACCCCUGCCUCGCCUCGCACCCCCCAGCACUAGCCUCAGCCCCCCUAAUCUAAAAUCUGCACUUACGCCCUUGCAAAAAAAUCCCCCCCCCCCUCUAAUUCGCUUCACUCACAAUGGUAGCCCUCCAGGUUGGCACCUAAGUGCCUGUAUGAUUGCUAGCUACUUUCCACACUUUUUGUCCUUUUAAACCUUUUAAUUUUAUUUUAUUUAACCUUUAACCUUUAAGAACUGCCCAUUCCUGAUCCUGGAGAGGUGCUCUGUAGUAGGAAGUUAUUUUGUUCCUUCAGUGUCAUUAAUUCAAAUCACUUCCAUUGAUUAGCUCCCCUACUUGAAUGUAACUGACUUAAUCAUCAUCUAGGAGAGUUGAUUGGCUGGGCAAGCAGCUAGAACAGCAGCCUUCCAGGGUCAGGAUUGGUCAUCUCUGAACCCCUCCCCCCCAGGUGUCUCAAGGGCCAAUGUUAAACGGGGCCACUCUAAAAUCCCUUUGACCCUUAACCUCAUCACCUUGUGGUUUGUAUCCGUAUGUGGCCGUUCCUUCUUGUUUCCCUUGCUCCUUCCCUUCGCCCUUUUUUAAUGUACUAGUUAGUAAUCUUGAAAUCAGAAAUUAUUAUAUAUAUAUUAUAUAAUGUUAGUAAAUUAUAUAAUGUUAGUAAAACUUUUGCAAAAAAGCUGCAGGACUGUUGCCAGCUCAGAGUUGAAUUCUUAGCCUUGUAUCUGAGCCGAAUGAAGACUUGUGAUGAUGGGAAGUUGGAUUUGAGGUGUACGUCACCUGCAGCCGAGCCCCCUCCACUCUACUACUACUACUACUACUACUACUACUACUACUACUACUACUACUACUACUACUACUACUACUACUACUACUACUACUACUACUGCUACUGCUACUACUGCUGCUGCUGCUACCACAACGAGGGCUUAACAUCGACUGCUGCUACUUGAACCCGUCGCUUCCCAGCCUUCACCUUAAGUGACGAACCCCAACCCCUGUCUCCCCUCCCCUUUACCCUCCCUCCGUUCCUCCUUCCCCCCUCCAUCCAUCCACCACCUCUCUCUCUCUCUCUCCCUCACUUCCCUUAUGUCUCUCGCUCUCACACACUCUCGCACCCGCUUGGCGUGUUAGGCCCGAGACGCAAAGCUUCCACAACCGCCAAGCUUCUCUCUCCUCCUGUCUCUUCUUCUGACCCCGCCCCCGCCCCCGAUCCCUCAGAAGCCUAAUCUCCCCCACCACUCCUUUACCCCCACCUAUACCCCUACCCUACCCUCCCACAUCCCUCACUCUCUUAUCAAGCUAUACCCCCCCACCCCAUACUACCCAUGUCCACCCAUUCCUCUCUAAGCUUUUAGUUCUCCCUCAGCCAUCCCUCACUCUCCCCCUCCUCACUCUUCCCCCGUUUUCUCUGCUGCUCCUAGCCACCGUACUCCACCCCGAGCCCCUAACCUCUCUCUGUGUCUCCCGCUUCCCUUCCCUGGCUCCUUGGUUCUAACCAGUAAACUGUCCCUCUCCCCUCUCUCUCCUCUCUCCUCCUCUCUCCUCCACUCUCCUCCUCUCUCCUCCACUCUCCUCCUCCUCUCUCCUCCACUCUCCUCCUAUCGUCUCCUCUCUCCUCCUCCACUCUCCUCCUCUCUCCUCCACUCUUCCGAUCCUUCCUCUCUUCCCCUCUUCAUCUGUCCCCUGUUCAUCGCUCUCACAGGGGAGUUUGGGGAGGUGUGUCGUGGGCGUCUGAAGCUGCCCGGACGACGGGAGAUCAUUGUGGCUAUCAAGACACUCAAGGUGGGCUACACCGACAGGCAAAGGCGGGACUUCCUGAGCGAAGCGAGCAUCAUGGGACAGUUUGACCACCCAAACAUAAUCCGAUUGGAGGGCGUGGUCACCAAGAGCCGACCAGUCAUGAUCGUCACAGAGUUUAUGGAGAACGGGGCGCUGGACUCUUUCUUAAGGGUAAGAGAGCCUGUGGAACACAUGCACACACACACACACACACACACAAACACACUUACAAGGAUGCACGCACACACACAUGCAAGCGUGCACACACACACAAAUGCACGCGCGUGCAUACACACACACACACACACACACACACUUACAAGGAUGCACGCACACACAUGCAAGCGCACACACACACACACACACACGCAAGCGUACACACACAUUAAAAAACCUGCGCUCUAUAAAACCGCCCAGAGAACUGCUACUCUUGAACACACUUCAUAAAUGUGUGUCUGUAAUCGUCACAUCAUCUGCACCACCACCCAGCAAAAGUACCAGAGAUCUUCAUAUUCCACAAAAAAACCAGAGCAUAUCUCCCUGAUCUUCAUAUUCCACACCCUCUCCAUCUCUGGAAAAGGCCCUAACCCUCGUCUGUUGCCAAUAUCAGACAAACGUGCCACUCCUCUCGCUGUCUCUGACAUUUACAGAGGAUUCACUCAGCUUUAUGAAUCACCGCCUCUCCCUCAAAUUAAACACCGUUUGACACUGAGGAGGAGACAGAGAGAGAUGGAGAGAGAAAAAGAUAGAGAGGGGGGGGAUACAGAGAAAAGUAGAGAGACGGUUGUUGAGUGGAGAUGGAGGGAGAGAGAAGCGAAGGGAUAGGUAGAGCGUUUGUGGGAGAGAGAGAGAGAGAGAGAGAGAGAAAGAGAGAGAGAGAGAGAGAGAGAGAGAGAGAGACGAGAGAAGAGAGGAGAGGAGAGAGAGAGAGGAGAGAGAGAGAGAGAGAGAGAGAGAGCGAGAGAGACAGGAGAGCGAGAGAGAGAGAAAGAGAGAGAGAGAGAGAGAGAGAGAGAGAGAGAAUAAAGAGAGAGAGAUAAAGAGAGAGAUACAGAGAGAGAUACAGAGAGAGAUAAAGAGAGAGAUAAAGAGAGAGAUAAAGAGAGACAGAGAGCAACCAAAUAGAGAGUGGUAAGGAGAGACAGACAGACAGAGAGAUUUUAUUAGAUUUUUGAUUGAUUAGGAUCCCCAUUAGCGGAUACCGGGGUCCGACACAUAACGAAAAAGACAUUACAGACAAAAUACUUUACAAUUUACAUACAUUUAAAAACAUUAACAUGUAGUGUGUGUGUGUGUGAGCAUCUAUCAGUUACACAUACAUGUCAGUACAUACACACAACAAGUAGGUCACAUGGGGGAGAGGCAUUGUGCCGUGAGGUGUUGCUUUACUUGUUUUUUGAAACCAGGUUUGCUGUUCACUUGUGCUAUAUAAGAUGCACUCAUGGCUCUGUAUAAUGCUGUACGUUUCCUUGAAUUUGUGGCACUGUGAAAAGACCCCUGGUGGCAUGUCUGAUGGGGUAAGUGUGUGUGUCAGUGCUGUGUGGAAGUUGACUAUGCAAACAAUUUGGAAUUUCCAACACAUUAAUGUUUCUUAUAAAAACAAGAAGUGACACAGUCAGUCUUUCCUUAACUCUUAGCCAAGAGAGACUGGCAUAUUAAUAUUAGCCCUCUGAUUACAAUGAAGAGCAAGACGUGCCACUCUGUUCUGGGCCAGCUGCAGCUUAACCAGGUCUUUCUUUGCAGCACUUGACCACAUGACUGGACAAUAAUUUAGAUAAGAUAAAACUAGAGCCUGCAAGACUUGCUUUGUGGAGUGUGGUGUCAAAAAGAAAAGCCUAUUUUUACGGACAGACCUCUCCCCAUCUUCACAAUCAUUCAAUCAAUAUAUUUUGACCAUGACAGUUUACAAUCUAAGUUAACGCCAAGUCGUUUGUGAUCGUCAUCAGAAUGUGAUCGGUAUUCAUUUGCCUGUUGGCUUUGCUAUGGGCAGUGUUGCAGGGAUCACAGUGAGGGUGAAACAUUGGAUUUGAACAUUUAUUUGUAGCAGCGAGCAUGACAGGAACAAGGGUGUGGUUACAAGGUCUGUAAUUAUGACUGUCACCGCCAAACGAUUCCAAGGUAUGCAUGUUAUUUUACCUGUGUGUGUGUGUGUGUGUGUGUGUGUGUGUGUGUGUGUGUGUGUGUGUGUGUGUGAGUGUGUGUGUGUGUGUGUGUGUGUGUGUGUGUGUGUGUGCACGCGUGCGUGCAUGCAUAUGCGUGUGUGUACAUGUGAGAGAGGAAAUAGAUUUUUUUUGAAAGAAAGCCCUCUGAUAAAAUCUAAAGCUAUUGAAUCCUUCUCUCUUCCCACUUUGUGAACAACCAUCUUUUCCGUCAGGGUUAUCCAUCCAACCUGUCCUCCUCUACACAAGCAGAUAUUACUGAGUGCCUGAAUGGGUGAGGGUAUAUUAUUGUGUCUGAAUGGGUGAGGGUAUAUUAUUGUGUCUGAAUGGGUGAGGGUAUAUUAUUGUGUCUGAAUGGGGGAGGGUAUAUUAUUGUGUCUGAAUGGGUGAGUAUAUAUUAUUGUGUCUGAAUGGGGGAGGGUAUGUUAUUAAGUGUCUGAAUGGGUGAGUAUAUAUUAUUUCUUCAUAGACUUCAGUAGCUGUGGUUGCUGAUGCGUAUAUGGUUGAAUCAUCAGCAUACAUGGACACACAUGCUUUGUUUAAUGCCAGUGGAAAGUAAUUGGUAAAAAAAUACAAAAGAGUAGAGGGCCUAGAGAACUGCGCUGUGGAACACCAGACUUUACAUGUUUAACAUUAGAGAAGCUUUUGGAACUUUGGCUUUCCUGUAUAUAGCCACUUUAUUGUGAUCACUGCAUCCAAUGGGUACGGAUACAGCUUUAGAACAAAGGUCUACAGUAUUAGUAAAAAUGUGAUCAAUACAUGUGGAUUAUCUUGUUCCUGUAGUGUUCGUAAACACCCCGGUAGGUUGAUUAAUAACCUGAACCAGAUUACAGGCACUGGUUACAGUGAGAAGCUUCCUAUAGCAACACCCUAAAAGAAAAGGCUUUAGAUGUGCCAGGUGAACCGGCAACCACAACAUUUCAAUAACACUUGACAUAAGAUCUUCUCUAAGCAUUACAUGGCUCUGAAUAUAUACAGCGACACCUCCCUCAUAAGCAUUCCUGUCUCUUCUAUAGAUGUUAUAUCCUUGUAUUGCUACUGCUGUAUCAUCAAAUUAAUUAUCUAAGUGAGUCUCAGAAAUGGCUAAUAUAUGAAUGUUAUCUGAUGUUAGCAAGUUAUUGAUUUCAUGAACAUAAUUUCUAAGGGGACAUAUAUUAAUAUGGGGUAUUUUCAGCCCUUUCCUGGGGAGCUUAUCCGAGUUAUACAAAACAAUGGAAAAGAGCAAACAAAGCAAGAGAAAAAUAUAUACAUUCAGCAGUCCAUUAAUUAGUUGGUGUGUGUAAGUGUGAGUGUGUGUGUGUGUGUGUGCUGCAGGGUUGAAGCUACGAACCCAUAGGCUUGGCUCUCUCAUCCCUUCCAGGAUUUUGGUAGGGAGGGUGGACAAUGAGCCUGUCAUAGCAGAUGUAAGCAAUGUCCUCACGCGCUCUGGCAGCUUUCAUGGCUGGGAUGUUCUUUCCUCUUCUGGCGCACAGCUUCAGGAUAGUUCUUGUUGAGGAAAAUAUACGUUCCUCUCAAGUCCUUGGCUCUUUCCAGAACGGCUACCUUGUCCUUGAACCUCAGGAACUUGACCACUAUUGGCCUGGGCCGGUCCCCUGGGCCGGUGGUGGAUUUUCCAGUUCUGUGGGCGCGCUCCACCUCAAUCGUCCUGUGGUCCAUCUUCAGUUUCUCCGAGAUAAUUUCCCUCACUUUGUCCUUAGACUCACUGGUCAUCCCCAAAGCCAACACCUCCUUUGGCCGCCAUUCCUUCCAGUUCCUGCUGCCAAUGACUGGAAUGAACUGCUAAAAUCUUUGAAGCUGGAGACUCUUAUCUCCCUCACUAACUUUAAGCAUCAGUUGUCAGAGCAGCUUACCGAUCACUGCACCUGUACACAGCCCAUCUGUAAUUAGCCCACCCAACUACCUCAUCCCCAUAUUGUUAUUUAUUUAUUUUGCUCAUUUGCACCCCAGUAUCUCUAUUUGCACAUCAUCUUCUGCACAUCUAUCACUCCAGUGUUAAUACUAAAUUGUAAUUAUUUUGCACUAUGGCCUAUUUAUUUCCUAACCUCCAUAACUUACUACAUUUGCACACACUGUAUAUAGAUUUUCUAUUGUGUUAUUGACUGUACGUUUUGUUUAUUCCAUAUGUAACUCUGUGUUGUUGUUGUUUUUAUCGCACUGCUUUGCUUUAUCUUGGCCAGGUCGCAGUUGUAAAUGAGAACUUGUUCUCAACUGGCUUACCUGGUUAAAUAAAGGUUAAAUAAAAUAAAUAAAUAAAAAAUAAUUGCAGAAUCUCAUGUAGAUAUUCUGCAAUUCCUAUUGUCUUGUUGUUGUAACAACUGCUUGUAGAACUAUUUGUGUUUGUUUAAUUGAUGCUUCACCUGUGAUAGACACCACUGUUCUCAACGGUACUCCCACCGGCUUUGGUCUUUGUCAUGGUAGCAAUGUAGGUUACACUGUUACUCCUCUCACUUCCAGACAGGACAGGUCACAGGGAAGAUUAAAAACAACAACAACAACAACAAACAGCAGGGAUCUAGACAGCCACAAGCCCGGGACAAUCCGCGAUCCCAGCCACAAUGGCUAACCGCGUCGCGGGCUGCGUUCAAGAAAACCCUGCUAGCUUUGAUAGGCAGCUAGGCUAGCUGCUACGCCAAACAGCUCCUCAGACCUGGCCUUGUUUGGCAGGAUCACUGGACAUACAGUAGCGGUCACAGCAACUGAUGCCAACCGCGUCACGGGAUCCAAGCUCAACAGUUAACUAGCUAGGAACCAACAUUUUUCAAUAGACUUUCAAAACUUUCCAAAACAACAAACCGAGCUGUCCCUCGUACCUGCGUUCAAAAGGAAGUGACGAUGUGUGUGUAUGUGUGAGAAUAAUAGGAGCAUGUUAAAUAAUGUUUUUUAUAUGAUAUCCCUUUCUAUUUCUCUGUCUGCCUCUGCCAGCUCAAUGACGGGCAGUUCACAGUGAUCCAGCUGGUGGGCAUGCUGCGUGGCAUCGCCGCGGGCAUGAAGUAUCUCUCUGACAUGAACUACGUUCACCGGGACUUGGCAGCUCGCAACAUUCUGGUCAACAGCAACCUGGUGUGUAAGGUGUCCGACUUCGGCCUGUCGCGUUUCCUUGAAGACGACGCCACGGACCCCACCUAUACCAGCUCACUGGUGAGUGUCUAGGACUGAGGGAGUCUGGUGAGUGUCUAAGACACUGAGGGAGUCUGGUGAGUGUCUAGGAUACUGAGGGAGUCUGGUGAGUGUCUAGGACACUGAGGGAGUCUGGUGAGUGUCUAGGACACUGAGGGAGUCUGGUGAGUGUCUAGGAAACUGAGGAAGUCUGGUGAGUGUCUAGGACACUGAGGAAGUCUGGUGAGUGUCUAGGAUACUGAGGGAGUCUUUGGGAGUGUCUAGGACACUGAGGGAGUCUGGUGAGUGUCUAGGAAACUGAGGAAGUCUGGUGAGUGUCUAGGAAACUGAGGAAGUCUGGUGAGUGUCUAGGACACUGAGGAAGUCUGGUGAGUGUCUAGGAUACUGAGGGAGUCUUUGGGAGUGUCUAGGACACUGAGGGAGUCUGGUGAGUGUCUAGGAAACUGAGGAAGUCUGGUGAGUGUCUAGGACACUGAGGAAGUCUGGUGAGUGUCUAGGACACUGAGGGAGUCUUUGGGAGUGUCUAGGACACUGACGGAGUCUGGUGAGUGUCUAGGACACUGAGGAAGUCUGGUGAGUGUCUAGGACACUGAGGAAGUCUGGUGAGUGUCUAGGACACUGAGGGAGUCUGGUGAGUGUCUAGGACACUGAGGGAGUCUUUGGGAGUGUCUAGGACACUGACGGAGUCUGGUGAGUGUCUAGGACACUGAGGAAGUCUGGUGAGUGUCUAGGACACUGAGGGAGUCUGGUGAGUGUCUAGGAAACUGAGGAAGUCUGGUGAGUGUCUAGGACACUGAGGAAGUCUGGUGAGUGUCUAGGAUACUGAGGGAGUCUUUGGGAGUGUCUAGGACACUGAGGGAGUCUGGUGAGUGUCUAGGAAACUGAGGAAGUCUGGUGAGUGUCUAGGACACUGAGGAAGUCUGGUGAGUGUCUAGGACACUGAGGAAGUCUGGUGAGUGUCUAGGACACUGAGGAAGUCUGGUGAGUGUCUAGGAUACUGAGGGAGUCUUUGGGAGUGUCUAGGACACUGACGGAGUCUGGUGAGUGUCUAGGACACUGAGGAAGUCUGGUGAGUGUCUAGGACACUGAGGAAGUCUGGUGAGUGUCUAGGACACUGAGGAAGUCUGGUGAGUGUCUAGGACACUGAGGGAGUCUUUGGGAGUGUCUAGGACACUGACGGAGUCUGGUGAGUGUCUAGGACACUGAGGAAGUCUGGUGAGUGUCUAGGACACUGAGGAAGUCUGGUGAGUGUCUAGGACACUGAGGAAGUCUGGUGAGUGUCUAGGACACUGAGGGAGUCUGGUGAGUGUCUAGGAUACUGAGGGAGUCUUUGGGAGUGUCUAGGACACUGAGGAAGUCUGGUGAGUGUCUAGGACACUGAGGAAGUCUGGUGAGUGUCUAGGACACUGACGGAGUCUGGUGAGUGUCUAGGAGACUGAGGGAGUCUUUGGGAGUGUCUAGGAGACUGAGGGAGUCUUUGAGAGUGUCUAGGACACUGAGGGAGUGUUUGGGAGUGUCUAGGUGACUGAGGGAGUCUUUGGGAGUGUGUUUUGGCAUCUACACUACCGGUCAAAAGUUUUAGAACACCUACUCAUUCAAGGGUUUUUCUUUAUUUUUACUAUUUUCUACAUUGUAGAAUAAUGCCAAGAGUGUGCAAAGCUGUCAUCAAGGCAAAGGGUGGCUAUUUGAAGAAUCUCAAAUAUAAAAUAUAUUUUGAUUUGUUUAACACUUUUUUGGUUACUACAUGAUUCCAUAUGUGUUAUUUCAUAGUUUUGAUGUCUUCACUAUUAUUCUACAAUGUAGAAAAUAGUAAAAACAAAGAAAAACCCUUGAAUGAGUAGGUGUUCUAAAACUUUUGACCGGUAGUGUAUGUCAAGUCUUGAAUGAGUGGUAAUAAAUAGUUUUUAUUGUGUGUGUUUCAGUGUUUCGUCAGUGUGUUGUGUUCUUUUUGGUUAAUUUUUUAUUUUUAUUCAAUCACAAUCUGUACAGUCAAUAAGAAUCACAAUGCACUUGCUGUUCAGGGUUUUGUGUGUGAAUGAGUGUAUGUGUAUGUGUGUAUACCUCAGUUUUACCUGGCAUCUUAUCAUUAUCAAACAUGACUCUACUGGUGUAAGUUUGUCUCACCCUCUCUUCCCUGUGUGUGUGUGUGACUCUGUGUGUGUGUGUGAUCCAUCCCCAGUAUUUCACGCUCACCUACUCAUUCGCAUAUCCACAGGGAGGCAAGAUUCCGAUUCGCUGGACGGCUCCCGAGGCCAUUGCCUACAGGAAGUUCACCUCGGCCAGUGACGUGUGGAGCUACGGCAUCGUUAUGUGGGAAGUGAUGUCGUACGGAGAGCGGCCAUAUUGGGACAUGAGCAACCAGGACGUGAGUGAAACGACUUUGUUUUACGUUCUCCGAUCCCAAAAUACACUGUAACACUCUCCUGCUCUGAAUCCCCCUUUCUCUCUUUCUCUCUUGCCUGGUUCCCUUUCCUUUUGCCAUUCAUGUUAUUUCCUCCCUUUCUCCUGCCCCCUUCUCUCUUCUCUUCCCCCUCUCUUCCUCCCUUCCUCCCUUCCUCCUUCCCAUCUUUCCUCCUCGUUGUCCCUCUAUAAUCCAACCUUCUCUUUCUCUUCCCACCUCCUAUCCCUUCUCUCCCCAGUCAUCACCCUAUUUCUUAACCUUCCUUAUCCUUUGUACGCCUCUUCAUCCGAACCCAUAAUUCCCUAGAAUAUAUCUGACCCAGGUCUGAUUCUAACCCGCUCUUAACUCAGAUCUCUCCUCUCCUCUCUUCUCCUCUCCAACCCCCCCAGGUUAUAAACGCUGUGGAGCAGGACUACCGGCUGCCCCCGCCCAUGGACUGCCCCACGGCACUGCACCAGCUCAUGCUUGACUGCUGGGUCAAGGAAAGGAACCUCCGGCCCAAGUUCUCCCAGAUCGUCGCAACGCUGGACAAGCUCAUUCGCAAUGCUGCCAGCCUCAAGGUGGUCACCAGCGGCACGCAUUCUUCCGGGUAAGCCUAUCAGCUAUCGCAACCAGUCUGACACAUCUCGGCCUAGUUAGCAGAUACCUCAAUCUGGUGCUAGUAGUGUUGCAGAACUCCCCAAAUUCACAAGUUUUCCAGAAUACCCAGAAGCCUAGAAUAUUCCAUCUAGGAUUUCUAGAAAUUCUGAGAAUUUUGGGAACGUUUUAAGAAUUUUGCAACCCUAUAUUCUGGUGUGAAAUAUAUUGCAUGUAUCCCAUCUUACUUCAGUCAUACCACUAUGGUACUGGUUUAAAGUAUGUAGCCUGUAUCCCAUCUUACCUCAGACAUACCACUAUGCCCAAAGGUUGCUAGUUCAAUACCACCUAGGGGCAUGCUUCAAUUUGUAGGCUAGAAGAGACUUGUCCCGGGGGUGUAAAGGCUUGGAUUUGUAGACUCCUCUCUUGUUUGCGUCUAACUCCUUUGUCAUAGUUAUUCAUAUACUGUAUGUAUGUGAUAGAUUACAUUAUAGAGAAUGAGAAGUCCUAUAUGUAUUGCUGUCUACUGCAAACACAGUGAAUCCCAUGGACUAGGGUUAAGUAAAAACAACAACCUGUGACCGCGAUACCCUUUGUCAGCCGACGACGAUAAUGACCUGAGUCAGGCCGACGACGACAACACUUCACUGGACAAAUAUCCUUAUCCAAAUGGAGUUACCGGAGUGCAUUGGAGUCACAGUGGCUCUGCGAUGCCUACAGUACAUAUUAUAUGUUCUCAAUGCAAAUGCUGAAUUACCGUUGCUCCAUAAAGCAUGCGAGGCGACCGUAGCUCCUACAAGGUAGUUCUUAGAUCGACGGCUUCACAAUGUCUAGAUUUAGCGACAUUCCUCUGUCGCAUUUGUGGAAAGCGCCCGGAGGGGGAGGGGGGGUGGGGGGGGGGGGGUGACCUACCCUGCUUCAGGAGAGUGCGGGGGAGGAGGAAUGGGGGAUCUGGAGCUGUAGUUAUGGCGAUGGCCCGGGAAGAUUAAGUGAGUGUAAUUAGCUAGAGUAAGAGCGAGGCAAAAAAAAGACGGGAACGCUUUUAAUUAGCUGCUAACAAGAUUUUAAACGGCCCAGCGGAUAGGUGUGCCCCCUACCGAGCCUAACGAGGGAGAAAUGAGUGAGAGAUGAGCUGCCGUGACAUCCGAUAUGUAGUGGUAGCUAGGCUACGUUUGUCACUGAUUGGCUGAUUGUUGUUUCAGUAUACACAGUACAGGUGGAGGUGUCCUCCUGUCAUGCGCGAGUGUGUGUGUGUGUGUGUGUGUGUCUGUGUGUGUGUCAGUGGCGGUCGGUGCCUUUUAAGAUUAGGGAGGUCAAAUAGUUUUUUUUUUUUAUGAGCAUAGCCUUAUUUCUAUUAUAUUGGAUCUCUGUCAUUCAUAUUCCAUUCACCCAGCUCCAUGAGACAUCGAUACGUUUAGGCUACUACUACUACUAGGGUGUAAUCAUUAGUCCCAAUAGUUGCAACUAAAACGAGAGUUUGAACAAAUAUCAAAUUUCGUUCCAUUUGCUUCCAUUUAAGAAGCGUUUUUGCAGCAGAAUGAAUGAUAGUCCCUGAUAGUCCCAGUCGGUAUUAGAUAGAACACCGCCUGUGUGGGAAACAACCGGUGGUUACCUAGGUUACCCAAUUGGCUCACAGCAACAACAAAAAAAACAUUAACCUUUUUCAAACACAAUUUUCUUUGUCUGCUUGUUUUAGUCAAUUACAAAACUACAUUUAAGAAAAGUACAACAUGUCUAAAGAUUACUUUUAAACAUCCCUCCCUAUCAUGCUCACUACUUAGAAAAAACAUAAUAUUGUUUUAUAAACGUAGGGCUUCCCUCAUGCCCCUUUUCAUGACGCUGAGUGAGCGCUAGCUAGCUAGCUACCGGGAACAUUAGGCUAGCCAAGACCAACGACACAAACAAAUGGACUGUACAGCUACAAGUACAGCUACAAGUAGUGAGUGGAGUUACAAACGGACUGUAAACAAGUUUAACUGUCUUACCUUUGAUUAUAUAUUUUCCUCACUCAUAGCUGCAUGUAGCCUACUUGGACACCAGGUCCCCACGUUUCCCACUUUUCCACACCGAAUAGCCUGAAGCCACAGGGCUCUUCUCGCAGGCUCUAUUUCCCUACAUGGGAGCAUUGCGAACCGUAGGUCGGGAUUUUUGACCUGGCUGCAUGUACAUUGAACAACACAGCAGUUUUUCGGCAUGUUUUGUUAUUUCUGUAUUUAUGGGCGUGGUCGAAGGGGAAUUCCUUAUUAUUACGUGAAUACCGACUGGGACUAUCACCCGCAACACACACAGUUCGAUUUCAGAGCAGCCAUGUAAACAGCAUCAUCACAUCUUCGCGCUCUCCUCCUCUCAUAUUUUCCCUUCGCUUGUGGACUUCAGUGCACAACCCAACAGCUGUCUGCGAACAGCCGAAAAUACCUCUCCAAGCCAAACCUUCAUAUCAUAACCGCUAACCGCUACACACAGCCUACAUCGUUGUCACCAUAUUAGCUAACGCCAUAGUCAACACAGCUACUAGAGCUGACGCGUUAGUAAACCCACAACCCAAUCCAUGUGUACAAUCACGCAGUACAGUGUACAGCAAGCAGUUUAGCAGUUACACCGGCGGGCCCCGGUGGCGAUACAUUAAUUAAACCGAACGCUUACCUUGACUUGGAGUGUUGAAUAGCCAGCUAGCUAACAUAAAUAUUAUUCCUCUCUGUUUGAGUCAGGUUGUUGAGUAGGAUAAAAUAGCUGCAUUAGCUAGCACAAGUGAAAGUGAAACUGAAAGAAAAAAAUACAUCUCUCUCUCUCUCUCUCUCUCUCUCUCUCUCUCUCUCUCUCUCUCUCCUUCAUUUCUUUAGAAAUUAAUUUGUCCAAAACUGUUCAAUAUUGUCUUUCUCUCUCUUUGAGAGUGCUAGCUAGCUGUAGCUUAUGCUUUCAGUACUAGAUUCAUUCUCUGUACCUUUGAUUGGAUGGACAACAUGUCAGUUCAUGCUGCAAGAGCUCUGAUAGGUUGGAGGACAUCAGUGGAGGCUGCUGAGGGGAGGAUGGCUCAUAAUAAUGGCUGGAACAGAGCAAAUGGAAUGGCUUUGAUGCAUUUGAUACCAUUCCACCAAUUCCCCUCCAGCUAUUACCACAAGCCCGGCCUCCCCAAUUAGGUGCCACCAACCUCCUGUGGAGGACAUCCUCCGGAAGUCGUCAUAAUUACUGUGUAAGACUAUGGAAGGGGUUGGGAAUCAUGAGCUUCCUAGGUUUUGUAUUGAAGUCAAUGUACUAAGAGGAGGACGGAAGCUAGCUGUCCUCCGGCUACACCAUGGUGCUACCCUACAGAGGGCUGUUGAGGCUACUGUAGACCUUCAUUGCAAAACAGUGUGCUUUAAUCAGUUAUUUGAUGACGUGAAUAUAUUUAGUAUAGUUUUAUCUAAAAAUAAUAACUUAAUUUUAGAUUUGUAUGAAAUUCACUGAGUAGGAUGGUCCUCCCCUUCCUCCUCUGAGGAGCCUCCACUGGUGUGUGUGUGUGUGUGAGUUUCACAACUCACUCUGAAGACAAACAGUCUUCCAAUAGGAAACAGGUAACCAACAACUGUCUUCCAAUAGGAAACAGGUAACCAAAACGUUCUUCCAAUAGGAAACAGUUCUGACCAAACCAAAACCUUGAGGAAACAGAAACAGUCAGAACACCGGUUGUAGAGUAGCCCCUCAUAACAUGAGACAAGCAGUCUUAGUGGCCUCUCCCAGUAGCAAACUACUAGCCUGAUCCCAGACCGGUUUGUUCGGUCUUUCCAUUGACCUUUAAGGAGUUGGCAAGACGGCACAAACAAAUCUGGGACCAGGCUAGAGCGCAAGGCUUCGGAGAGUGGCUAACAAUGGUCUAUUAAGAGGGAACAGUGUCUGAGGGUUAAUGGCAGCUAGCCCUCUGGGCCCUGAAGCACAGGCCUUAUUAAAGUUCACUCCUCCAUCUGCAGCACCCUCUGUAUCUCUUAUUAACUUGCUCCCUCUCUUUUUUUUCACCCCCUUGAAUUGUUUAUGAAUCUAAUGCCAUCGAGAGAGAGAGAGAGAGAGAGAGAGAGAGAGAGAGAGAGAGAGAGAGAGAGAGAGAGUGAUAGAGACAGAGACAGUGACAGAGAGGUCCUCUUUCUUCUCCACUGUUUCUUUCUGUCCCCCCCGCCCUUCCUUCAUUCACCCUCGCGCUCCUUCUCUCUUCUCAAACUUCCACUGCUGUUUAUAAAAAUCACAAGGUAGCCCCCUAUCUAUGGCAUCAAUUAGGGGUGGUUGGGUUUUUUGGAGAGUUUGAGGGCCUCGUUGGGUGUUGCCAGUUGUGUACACACACACACGCACAUGCACAUACACACGUGUUGAUAUUACACAAGCAUCUCCAUGACGUCUGGGAGAUUCUUGAGGAAAUGUCUUUCCACCUCUGCCGUAUUGUGUUGCUUUGGUCGUCACGCCAAAGAGAACACACACCAGGUGUGUGUUUGUGCCAACGUCUCCGAGCCUCCAAGCCAGUCUCCAACGGUAACCAACGGUGGUUACGUCGGGCAGAGGGGACAGUUGACCCUUGACCCUACGGGGGCGGCGAGGGGGGGCGAGGGGGAGAGCGAGGUGACGUUUUUUGGGGGGGGUGAGGUUUCGUUGGUGGUGGAGGCGAGGCGUGACCUUGACCCUCUCUCUCUCUCUCUUUUGUCUCCCUCUCCCCCCCCCUGCAGGGCAUCGCAGCCCCUGCUGGACCGUUGUGUCCCUGACUACACUACCUUCACCACUGUGGGAGACUGGCUGGACGCAAUCAAGAUGAGCCGCUACGGUGACAACUUCCUCAACGCCGGAUUUGCCUCCUUCGACCUCGUGGCCCAAAUGACAGCAGAGUGAGUGAAGAAAGAAAGAGUCGAUUCAGAUGAAUCAAAUUCGGGUUCGGUUAAGUUGAGUUCAAAUAGGGUCAUUGUCAUGGCUAGACAGCAUAGUUAUUGGUUGGGGGGGGGGGGUCUAAAAAGAGUUAAAAUGUGGUUGGCUGUCUGCAGUGUGAAUUAGGUCAGAGUUGGUUUCAGAGAAAUUUCAAGAUACACUUCGAAUUGUGGCACAUAAUGGAGGCUGUUGUUUUCACUGUGAUUUGAGUGAGAGACCAUUGGGGAUAAGAUAACACUACUCCGGAGCUUGACCCUGAGUGGCAACACAAGUCAAGAAAAAACACAACUUCUGGAGGCUUUCCUCUUCCUGGAGAGAAUUUUAUGGAGCGUAGCAAGGACCAAUCGUGGAGGGUUUACAAUAAUAGGUAAUCAGGAAGGGACCAAUAAAAAGGCUAACAGGAAGGGCACAAUGCACACUCUUCCUCCCUAGUUCGUGUCACGACACCAUCCCUUUCAGCAAUAAUGACAUAGAGUUGACCCAGAAUUGGGGUCGUGUUCAUAAGGUACUGCAACGUUUUGAAACAUUUCGCAAAUGCAAAAAUUAAAGUGAACGUUUCUCAUUGUACAAGUCCUGGUAGUCCCUCCCUGUUUCAGUCUGUUUUCUUCCAUUUGAAGCCUAAUGAACACAUCCCUGAUUUCAGAGCCAGGUUGGCACGUUAUUUAUAUAACAGGAAAUGUGUGUCAUAGAGGUCAUGGAAAUGGGGCCAGUUAUGAUCAAAUAAAGGAAUUAGGAUAAUAAUGAUUAAUAUAUCAUCCUCGUUAGGUGGAUAGACGUGGAGGUGAUUUGUUUCAAUUUGUCAGGCUGACAGGUGUGCUGUACCCACCUCUCCUACCUUUAAUGGCCAGUAAUUCCUCUAAUGGUGUUCAUUUAUCAUCAUUGUAUCCUCCGUCGCUGGAGUGAUGAGGGAUGAGGGAACAGAAAAACACCAUUUAUUUAGGCGAAAUUGCUGCCUUGGACGGUGCUCUAUUUUUUAGCCCUGUGUCUGUGUGUGUGUGUGUGUGUGUGUGUGUCUGUCUGUGUGUGUGUGUGUCUGUGUGUGUGUGUCUGUGUGUGUGUGUCUGUGUGUGUGUGUGUGUGUGUGUGUGUGUCUGUGUGUGUGUGUCUGUGUGUGUGUGUCUGUGUGUGUGUGUGUGUGGUGUGUGUGUGUGUGUGUGUGUGUGUGUGUGUGUGUGUGUGUGUGUGUUGUGUGUGUGUGUGUGUGUCUGUCUGUGUGUGUGUGUGUCUGACUGUGUGUGUGUGUGUGUCUGUCUGUGUGUCUGUCUGUGUGUGUCUGUGUGUGUGUGUCUGUGUGCAUGUGUGUGUGUGUGUGUGUGUGUGUGUGUGUGUGUGUGUGUGUGUGUGUGUGUGUGUGUGUGUGUGUGUGUGUGUGUGUGUGUGUGUGUGUGAGCAGAGAGUACGCAGACAGGCGCUGAGCCCUCGUGGUUUGCUAAUCGUUCGCCCAGACUACACCGUGGUUUGCUCUCUCCUUCAUUAUCGGCAUUGGGAAAACAAAGAAAAUAGUGGAAAAGAGAGUCCUUGUGAUAUUAUUCCUAACAAUCCGGUACAUGAGGCCUUUGAGUUAAACCAACACUGCUGAGACGAAUAGAUUACACUAAAUGACUGACGCCAGCCAAACAGGUGCAACUUUUUUUCAGAGCAGCCAUUCUAAAACCAUUCUUUAAUAAGGCUUCUGUGUGAGCGUCAGCAUUUUCAUAUUUCCUCCAUUGCAUCUGGCAUUUAGGAGUGAACUCUCCCUGUCCCCUUUUGAACUACGAAACAGACAAUUAUAUCUUUUUCAGGGCUGACCUGUAUGGUCAAUAGACCAAUUAGUGAAGAAAAAAAAAUCUGAAUUGGGCUGCCAGUCUAAAUGCAUCCUCAGAGAAACAGACAGUUUACAAGACUGUUAAGACAAGUCAACCUGGGUGACUGCUAUUGAUUAAUUCAUUGAUUGAUUGAUUACAAUUAUGGAUUGCUGACUGUUCUCUUCCAGUCUGGUCUUCAAAGACUGCUUUGCAUUCUAACUAACGAAUCACCAUGGAAUGACCAACCAGUUGACUCACUGACUGUGUAGACUAAAUGAAUCACCAUGGAAUGACCAACCAGUUGACUCACUGACUGUGUAGACUAAAUGAAUCACCAUGGAAUGACCAACCAGUUGACUCACUGACUGUGUAGACUAAAUGAAUCAGCAUCGAAUUACCAACCAGUUGACUCACUGACUGUGUAGACUAGUCUGUUAUAUCAAUAAGUGAUUGGCUACAGACUGGCUGGUUGACUUACUGACUGACUGGUUGACUCACUGACUGACUGGUUGACUCACUGACUGACUGGUUGACUCACUGACUGACUGGUUGACUCACUGACUGACUAGUUGACUCACUGACUGACUAGUUGACUCACUGACUGACUGGUUGACUCACUGACUGAUUGGUUGACUCACUGACUGACUGGUUGACUCACUGACUGACUGGUUGACUCACUGACUGACUGGUUGACUCACUGACUGACAGUCUACUGCAGGAAUGACUGACUGAAGGACUUCCUCACUGCUUGGUUUCUUAUUAAUACCUAACUUGUUUUUUUUUGUCUGCUGUCUGUCUGGCUCUCUGGCUGGCUGGCUUUCUGGCUGGCUGGAUCUCUGGCUGGCUGGCUGGCUCUCUGGCUGGCUGGCUGGCUCUCUGGCUGGCUGGCUGGCUGGCUGGCUGGCUGGCUGGCCCACAGUAGUGCUGGCCCACAGUAGUAGAGAUGACUGUUUAAACAUUAACCUCCCCUCCCCAUUACCACUGCCCCCCCUCUCGCCCACCUGCCAGGGUAUUGAAGUAUGUUACAUCUGACCCAGGUAUCAGUGUUACAUCUGACCCAGGUAUCAGUGCACUGAGGAGGGUCACCAUUUUGUUGACAUGACAUCUCUCUCUUUCUCUCUCUCUCUCUCUCUCUCUCUGUCUCUCUCUCUCUCUCUCUCUCUCUCUCUCUCCUCUCUCUCUCUCUCUCUCUCUCUCUCUCUCUCUCUCUCUCUCUCUCUCUCUCUCUCUCUCUCUCUCUCUCUCUCUCUCUCAUCUAUCUUAUCUAUACUCAGAGACCUUCUUCGGAUAGGAGUGACAUUGGCAGGUCACCAGAAGAAGAUUCUAGGCAGCAUUCAGGACAUGAGACUACAGAUGAACCAAACACUGCCUGUCCAGGUCUGA
Messenger RNA from Coregonus sp. 'balchen', 27658 nucleotides. NCBI's taxonomy places the organism in Eukaryota, Metazoa, Chordata, Actinopteri, Salmoniformes, Salmonidae. The record is from the annotation of a GenBank genome assembly.